Molecule: messenger RNA, 2042 nt
Organism: Notothenia coriiceps (black rockcod)
Lineage: Eukaryota; Metazoa; Chordata; Actinopteri; Perciformes; Nototheniidae
Product: nuclear factor 7, ovary
Exons: 4
Coding region: 611-1621 (336 amino acids)
Molecular function (GO): protein binding
Source: RefSeq, a predicted model, not a curated record
UUUCCAGCAGUGUAUACAACUCAAAAUGUGUCUUCGGGUCAAUGCGACUGAUUUCGAUAGAGCAGGUCACAUAUAGUCUAGAUGCCAGCUCAGAGUCCUAAAGUGAACCCUGAAAUGUUGAGAACCCCACAUUUUUAUUUUAGAUAUUGUAUAGUAGGGUCCCCAGCCCAUAGAAACUGCCGGAUGCUAACCUGCAUAUGUUGGGCAAUUUGCACAUUUAGCACAAGUUUUGUUAAUAAGCAUGAAUUACCAUUAUAGCCUACAGUAUGUGGACAAUGUGGGUAAUUGAGGAUGCCGAGUCCAUUUCUGACAUUUUCAGUAUCAGAAAACGCCAAUAUUUGUACUUUGUGGGCUUAUUUUUAUGCAUUUUGGGUCGAUUUGGAAAAUGUAGCAGACAUUGGACAGAUUAAUAAUUUUCAUCUUUUGCUCUCUAUAUCCAAUGUUUGCAACACUGCUCAUGGUGGUCGAAAUCACAAAUUCUAUGUGCUGGGGACCCUAACUGUACAUUUCUAACGAAAAAAUGUGGGGUACUCAACAUUUCAGGGUACACUAUGCUGGCAACUAGACUAAUAGGCUGAUAACAUAUAAACCCUUUGGCUGUCAUAAUCUCAUGUCCCCCCUGAAGAAGAGCACAGAGGUUAUGAAACAACGCGUUCAGGAGCACUUCGAGAACAUGCACUGUGUCCUGAAGCAGGAUGAGCAAGCAGUGCAGGACUCUCUAGAGCUGGACCUGAGACAGGCCCGGACCAGACUGGACCAGGUUCUGAAGACCUGGCAGCUCCACCAGGACCAGGUCACUAAGAGCAUCAGCAGCAUGCAGAGAGCUCUGAGCAACAGUCCCUUGGCAGACAAAGACGAUAAGGGUCAGCCAGAGAAUCUGAGAAAUCACAGUCAUAAGAAACCGGAUGUCACCGAGAAGGAAAUCCGCCUGAAUGAAGAGAGAUUUAAAAGGCUCCUCAAAACAUUAUCGUCCAUCUCCAAACAACUUAAAGCUCAGCUGCAGAGGAAGACGCUGCUGUUAGAUUCCUCCCCCAUGGUGAUUGACAGGCAGACUUGCCAUAGCCAGAUCACGGUGACCUCAGAGGGGUGGGGCCUGUCCUUCUCCGGCUCCGCCUGCUCGGGACCAGCUCACCCCCUUCAGUUUGAUAAGGUGUGCUGUGCUCUGGGCUCAGCUCCAGUCACAGCCGGUCAGAGGUACUGGGAGGUGGACGUGCGUUGCUGCUCUGCCUGGGCUCUGGGCGUGGCCUAUGCCAGCAUGGAGAGGAAGGGCCAGGAUAAGGGCAGCAAACUGGGCCGGAACAGGAACUCCUGGUGCUUGGAGCUCCGCAACAGCAAUCUGUCUGCGUGGCACAACGACCGGCAUGUAGCGUGCAAAGGCGUCGGGCAAACGCAGCUGGGAAAGGUGGGGAUAUGGCUGAACUAUGACAAGGGUCAGCUGCUUUUCUACGACGCAGACACCAUGGCGGUCCUACAAAUGUUCUCAGCAGCGGUGACACCAGUGUUCGACCGCGCUCACCACCAGUUCACCCAGCCUGUGUACCUUGCCGUGCGCUUCCUGAGACCACCACAGAACCAGAUGUGGCCCAAUCACCUGGAGCUCUGUCCCAUCAGCACUGCAUGAUGCUGCAGUGUCACACCAGACAGUGAUCAGGGCUACAUCUGGAUGUUUUGCUAAUGAUGUGUGCAAUCUGUUGUGUCGAAUUUAUUCAUAGGUUUAUAUGAGAGCAGCUGUACAGUAAAAUACAUCAUGAUAACAGAUGAGACAGCUAACCUGAAGUCAAUGUCCAGAAGCAGACUCUUCAUUGGCUCAUGUUUUCCCUCCAGGUUCCGCAGCGUGAUCAGCUCCUGAAGUCUGGAAAAACUUUAAUCAUUAUUGGCUUAAAAUAAUUCGAGAGAAAUGUUUAAAAGGUCAUUCAUUGCUUAUUUUCAGCGUAGUUCAAUGCAUUGCCACAUGUAUCAUCAUCAGCACAAAUCACCUGCAUUACAGUUCAUAUGCAUUUGGUAUUUUAAGUCCUUUGUAAUAAAGGUAUCUUUGACCACUA